Messenger RNA from Colletotrichum godetiae, 1653 nucleotides. RefSeq names its product C6 zinc finger domain-containing protein. Gene Ontology annotation, cellular component: nucleus. The record is from RefSeq and is a predicted model, not a curated record. Gene Ontology annotation, biological process: positive regulation of transcription by RNA polymerase II. The transcript has 3 exons. Gene Ontology annotation, molecular function: DNA-binding transcription factor activity; transcription cis-regulatory region binding. Lineage: Eukaryota; Fungi; Ascomycota; Sordariomycetes; Glomerellales; Glomerellaceae. The coding region runs from base 1 to 1653 and encodes 550 amino acids.
AUGAUCUCGCCCAGGGCCAAUGAUGACGAAUCUACCACGGCACCCCUCGACCGGAUAGAAAACACAGGCUCUCAGUCUCAGUCUCAGUCACAAUCUCACUCUCAAACCCCCUCUCAGCCUCAUUCUCACUCUCAUUCGCGAUCUCAUGCCCGAUCUCACUCACAAACCAAAGUUUUCUCCCAUUUCGGCUCAGCCGUGACGCCGGCCGCUUCGUCAACAUGGGGUCUCGGUGAGCCAACACCCUCACACUACCUCUCUUCUGAAGCAUCAACAUCGCCGGCAGAGUCCUGGAGGCUCGAUGAGUUCGUCACCGACCCAGGUUACCUCGCCUACCAAGAGGAGCUGAGAUGCCUCAUCUUCAACACGGCGCAAACGGCGGCCCCUACACGGGAGGGCACUCCCGAGGCAGCCGAUGGUGGCUUUUCUGCUGGGGGUUUCGCGGCGCCGGGUACCAUCUUGGGCGACGAGGGAGCCGCACGGCGGCAGGCUGGCCAGAUUUUGGGCACAGGACGGAGGUUGGAGUAUUUGAAGAACUACGUCGGCGAGGUCGCGACAUGGCUCGACAUGUUUGACAGCGACCGGGCCUUUGGCAUACAAGUCCCCGUUCUCGCCCGCAGCUCACCUGCACUCCUCUACGCCGUCCUCGCGCUCUCGGCGCGACAGAUGGAGCGAAAGGAGGGGAAGCAGACGUCGUUCGACAGCCUCGAGCUAUACCAAGAAGCCAUCCGCCUACUGACCCCGUUGCUGCAAUCCCGAGACCAAAAGAUCAUUCCCAUCUGCACGAUUCUGUGCUGCCUCGAGAUGAUGUCUGCCAGUGCUCAGGACUGGAGGAAGCAUCUCGAGGGGUGCGCCGCGCUCUUUGACUCUUUCUACGUUCACGGCUUCAGCGGCGGUCUACUUCAAGCCGUCUUCUGGUGCUACGCACGAAUGGACCUAUGUGGCGCCCUCAUCUCCGACGGAACAGAAAGCACCCUCCUCACCCCCUCAAAAUGGCUCCUUAGCGGCGCCUCCCACUCCGAAGCAAGCGAACUCUUCCGCCAGUCCGGAACCCCCGACAUGCACGCCAACUAUGCCGUUUACCUCUGCGCCAAAGUCUGCGAGCUCGUCGCCGACAGGACGCGCUACUUCGAGCUCGGCGACGCAAGCGGCUGCAGCAGCCCCGACGAGCUCACCGACCGCUGGGUUUGCCUCUGGGAAGACCUCCAGGCCUGGACGCGCGACCGACCGCCGGAGCUGCUGCCCGUCCAGAGCAUCCAGAGUAGUCCGUUCCCUCAGAUCCUAUUCCUGCACUGGGCGGCCAUCUCUUCCAAUCAGCUCUAUCACACGGCUUGCACACUCUUGCUGGGGGCCAUGCCGCGGCCGCUAAACCUCAAGCUGGGCGGCGUCACGGGGUCCGCUAUAUGGCAUGCCAAGUGUAUUUGCGGCAUAUCGCUGGCGAACCCGCACCAGGGCUGCUUAAACAACGCUAUCCAGCCCCUUUGGGUCGCGGGCCGACUUCUCAGUCACAAGUCAGAGCACGCUCUCCUCGUGAAGCUCAUCCGCAGUAUCGAGGCUGUGACGGGAUGGGGCACCUGUUGGAGAAUUGAUGAUCUGGAGGCCGCUUGGGGCUACAAGGUCCGUAAAGAACUCAGGAUUGCCGACAUGGGUAGGUGA